This is a messenger RNA of Parnassius apollo (apollo), 1428 nucleotides long. NCBI's taxonomy places the organism in Eukaryota, Metazoa, Arthropoda, Insecta, Lepidoptera, Papilionidae. The record is from the annotation of a GenBank genome assembly.
AUGCAAGGUACAGUUUUAGCGAAAUGUUUUGCCCCAAGGCCUUAUAACCUUUAUAGAACUUUGAAAACUCUCUGUCCACGGGAAGGUGUAUUUAUUUUACGUAUAGAAGAUACCGAUCAAACCAGAAAAGUAGAAGGUUCUGUUGACGCACUCGUAAAAGAUCUAAACUGGGUAGGUAUAGAGUAUGAUGAAGGACCAGGAAAGGAAGGCGAAUGUGGACCUUAUAUACAGAGUGAACGCUUGAAGAUUUAUCAAGAUCACAUAACUAAAUUACUGGUUAAUGGAUCAGCAUACCAUUGCUUUUGCACAGAGAGGCGGUUAAAUAUUUUACGUAGGAAUGCUAUAAGGUCGCAACAAGUGCCGAAGUAUGACAACCGGUGUCGGAAUCUGACCCAUGAUGACGUCAAAGAAAAAAUAAAAUCAGGGAUUGCAUAUUGUAUUAGAUUGAAGCUGUCAUCUGACUGCCAGUAUUUCGAAGAUUUGGUCUUUGGUAACAUCGCUUAUGAUGUUUCUCUUAACGAAGGCGAUCCAGUGUUGAUGAAGAGCGACGGAUAUCCAACGUACCACUUCGCCAGCGUGGUGGACGAUCAUUUGAUGGGCAUCACCCAUGUACUGCGUGGUGUGGAAUGGCAGAUAUCUACCCCUAAACAUUUGUUAAUUUAUAGAGCGUUUGGAUGGACCCCUCCGCAGUUCGGACACUUGCCUCUGAUUAUUAAUUCCGAUGGAACGAAACUGAGUAAAAGGCAAGGCGACGUGAGAGUCGAGGACUACAGGAACAAUGGCAUUUUCCCGUUGGUCCUCGUGAAUUACAUAACUUCGUCUGGCGGUGGAUUCGAUCACGUCGUCGGAGAAGGAGUUCGACUGAAGACAAUGGAUGAGUUAAUCAACGAGUUUCAGGUAAAUAAAAUUUCAUCGCAUCCGAGUCGCCUCAACCCAGAUUUACUACAAGAGUGCAAUAGGUUAGAGAUAAAAAGACGAUUACAAGAUGAUAAACUAGCAGAAGAAUUAAUAAAUAAUUUACAAGAUUUGAUAAAGAAGACAUAUCCACAAGAAAACUUGAACAUUUCAGAGGAACACCUGAGGAAUGUGCUUAACUGGGCAACAGUGAGGAUAACGAAAAUAGAAGAAUUAGUUACACCCAAGUUUGGGUUCCUUUGGAUCUUACCAGCAGCAGAGCAAAUAGAUCUUAACAAAAGCUUACUAGAGAAAUUAAUACGAAUAUUAGAGGAUAUGGAAAAGUUUGAGGAACAACCAUUGAAGGAGUAUCUGAGGAGUUUUUCUACGGAGAAUGAAGUUAAGUUUUCCACGUUAAUGAAGAUGUUGAGAUCGGCGCUUAGCGGACUGAAAGAAGGGCCAGGAGUCUCCGAGAUGAUGCAUUUGUUAGGAAAACAUCAAUGUUUAGAAAGAUUAAAGGCUGUUUUACGAUAA